AUGGCACCCAGAGUUAUCGUCGUUGGUGGUGGUCUGUCCGGCUUGAGUGCCGCGCACACCAUCUACCUCGCCGGAGGCAAUGUUGUCGUCCUCGACAAGCAGGGCUUCUUCGGUGGCAACUCCACAAAGGCCACCUCUGGUAUCAACGGUGCCUUGACCCGGACACAGGUCGACACCGGUAUCGCCGACAGCGUCAAGCAGUUCUACGAUGACACCCUGAAGUCUGCCCGUGACAAGGCCCGCCCCGACCUGAUCAAGGUCCUUACCUACAAGUCCGCUGCCGCUGUCGAGUGGCUUCAGGAUGUUUUCAACCUUGAUCUCACCCUCGUCUCACGGUUAGGAGGUCACUCCCAGCCCCGUACUCACCGUGGCCACGAUGCUAAGUUCCCCGGUAUGGCCAUCACCUACGCUCUCAUGCAGAGACUUGAGGAGCUCGCCGAGACCGAGCCCGGCCGUGUCGAGAUCAUCAAGAAGGCCCGUGUUACCGGCCUGAACAAGGACGGCAACACCGUCACCGGCGUCACAUAUGAGUUCAACGGAGAGGAGCAGACGGUCGAUGGACCCGUCAUCCUCGCCACUGGUGGCUACGCAGCCGACUUUGGCGAGACGUCUCUGCUCAAGAAGCACCGCCCCGAUACCUAUGGCCUCGCCACCACCAACGGCACUCACGCCACGGGUGACGGCCAGAAGAUGGUCAUGGCCAUCGGAGGUAACGGUAUCGACAUGGACAAGGUCCAGGUCCACCCUACCGGUCUGGUCGACCCUAAGGACCCUGGCUCCAAGUGGAAGUUCUUGGCUGCCGAGGCCCUCCGAGGUGAGGGUGGUCUCCUGCUCAACGCCGAUGGCGACCGUUUCUGCGACGAACUUGGUCACCGUGACUACGUGUCUGGCAUGAUGUGGAAAGAGAAGGACAAGAACAAGUUCCCUAUCAGACUUGUCCUCAACUCAAAGGCCUCCAAGGUCCUCGACUUCCACACUCGCCACUACUCCGGCCGUGGCCUGAUGAAGAAGAUGACCGGCGCCGAGCUGGCCAAGGAGAUCGGCUGCAAGCCCGACCACCUCCAAAAGACUUUCACCACCUACAACGCCAUUGCUGAUGGCAAGCAGAAGGACCCUUGGGGCAAGAAGUUCUUCCACAACCUGCCUCUGGACAUCAAUGACGACUUCCACGUCGCGCUGAUGGAGCCUGUGCUUCACUUCACUAUGGGCGGCAUCGAGAUUAACGACAAGGCCCAGGUUCUCAACAGCGAGCAGAAGCCCUUUGACGGCCUAUUUGCUUGCGGUGAGCUUGCCGGUGGUGUCCACGGUGCCAACCGUCUCGGUGGUUCUUCCCUGCUUGGCUGCGUCGUCUACGGCCGCGUUGCCGGUGACACCGCUAGCAAUUACCUAUUCCAGCAGGCCCUCAGCGGCGCCGGAGGCGCUACAUCGCGUCUGGGCCAAAUUUCCCUGCACCUUGACCCCGCCCAGCCUGGCCGUGUCACGAUUGACUGGAACAACGCUGGCGGUGCCGGUGGUCAGGGUAUCCCUGCCCACCAGACCACGUCGGCCGCUGGCCCUACGCCCGAGAAGGACGGCCAGAAGGCGUCGAAGCCCAAUAACCCCAAGGAGUUCACGAUCCCCGAGAAGGAGUUCACUAUGGAGGAGGUCGCCAAGCACAACACUAAAGAGGACCUGUGGGUCGUCGUUAAGGGUGUUGUGAUGGACCUGUCCAACUGGCUCGAGGAGCACCCUGGUGGCCCCCAGGCCAUUAUGAACUUCAUGGGCCGUGAUGCGACCGAGGAGUUUGAGAUGCUGCACGACGACGAGGUCAUCCCCAAGUACGCACCACAGCAAGUGAUUGGCCGUGUCAAGGGCCAGACGCCAAGUCUGGAGCUCUAG
Molecule: messenger RNA, 1878 nt
Organism: Colletotrichum higginsianum IMI 349063
Lineage: Eukaryota; Fungi; Ascomycota; Sordariomycetes; Glomerellales; Glomerellaceae
Product: Flavocytochrome c
Exons: 4
Coding region: 1-1878 (625 amino acids)
Molecular function (GO): oxidoreductase activity; FMN binding
Source: RefSeq, a predicted model, not a curated record